AUGUCCGACGUUGACGAGCUCGAUGACUUUGACUCGGGACCCGAACCAGACGAUGUUUGCGACAGAAACUACUCCCCAGGCUCCGCACAGGGCAGCGGAAACGAGGCAGCGGCGGUUGUAAGACACCAGUGUGUCAAAUGCUUGGGCGGUGGCGGGGGCUGCUUCCCACCACCCGAGGGAUGGGCAGUCGCAUGGGGCUUCAAACGGGACAAUCGUGGCGGCCGGGGAUUCUGGCGCUUCUGCGUCAUGUUCGAGAAUUGGUCAGCAGCAAAGGGCAUGUCGGAAAAUAAUCUCAAGGAUCUGGGUUUCGACACAGAUGCCUACCGGAUGGAAAAUCCAGACCGCGAGUAUGCGCGACUGGUGUUCGGCAACCACAUGCGGACCGAUAUGCUGGACCCUAACCCGAAACGGCUUUCUCGGUUUCGCGGUUCUGCUCCCACUCCCAGCCGUUUGCCCGUCUCGCCGAUGACCCUGCGACACCGCUCCGGCAAACGCGCGCAGACAAGCCAGGCAGGAGGAGACGCCAAACGUGGGAAGCACCGCGCUGUCAUCGAGGACUCGGACGAUGGUGCAAGACACGACGGCAGACCGAGUCGCCAGAAAGAUCGCCAUGCCUCUCAUGUGUCGGACAGUGUCAUUGGCGACUGCGACGUUGACGACAACGUCAUCCCGCAGUUACCUCUCAACAGGGAGGUUGAUCGACACGAGAAUGUCGCAGGCCAUAAUGGUAGUUGGGUCCGCAAUGCAACUCCUGGGCCCUCUCGCUUGCCCGGGAGAGACGAUCAAGAGGUGGAUGGCCUCGUCACAUCGGGUCAGCACGAGGAGAGUGACGAGCAAGGGAAUGGACCAGUCGAAGUGACAAUGAAUGACCAUCGCCGACGCCUUACUGCGCCUCAGACGCAGGUCAGCGUCAAGUCCCCGGAGGAGCCCGCAUCCACCUCGUCUGUUCUUCCGGCCGCCGGCUCUCCAUCCGGCCCUCGUCUCGACUUAUCGCCACCUCCCGGCCCUCAUGUUCUCGAUGGCGCAGCUGUGCCGCCUCCUGCUUCCAUUCCUAUCGCCGCCCAGGUGGACCAGCCGCAGUUGGUGCCUACGGCUGCUCCACCGCAGUCUCUCCAACAGCAGAACUCGCCGGCAGAGGUGAACCGGCCCAACGCCCCUGUCCACGCACGGUCGAUCGAGCCGAAAGUCGAACCCACAGAUGGCAACUUGGCGUUCCCGCUCCAGGCGGUUGUCGGUCACCGCGGCGUCUCCGACAACGACGACGAUGAUGGUUAUUUCGAGAUUACGGGUAUCAAGCCUCCCCCUCUGCCGCCGCCCAGGAUCAAGGUUGAACCGCCAUCGUCGACCAUUGGGGCUCUGCCGACUCCUGCCGCUUCGUCUUCAGCUGCCACGGACCCGAACGUUCCUCCAGCGGCACCAGUAGGCCGUCAGCCUAUCAAUCGCCCCAUCAUAAGGAGGCAACCGCACGCCACGCCAGGGCCACGACCUGUCACCCCCGGCUGGAAAUUUGGAGCCGGGGUAAACUUGGUUGAAGAACCUGUGCUUGAUCUCGUCGUAAGCGGGACCUUCGCAUCUCUGUACACAACUGGCCGACAGCCUGCUCUCUACGGUCCUCGCUGUCGAGGGGUGGAUGGCUCUGUCGUCCGGGGCCAAGUCAUGGUCGACGUCGUGCGCACCAAGGAGGUGGUCGCUGACAUGGAACACGUCCCCAUCAUGGCGAUUCACACCGUUCAUCGCGUCGCCGUCAACCAGUACCAGGUCAAGCUGCCAGUCAUCGCCAUUGGCAAGAGCGACGUUGUCGUCAUCUACAUCCGCCUUGAUCACUGGAUGCCUUUCCACGCUCAAUUCUACGACCCGUCCGCGCCGAAUCCGUCUGCCCAGCAUUCUUUUCAGAAGGAUGUCGAUUACCACUUUGUGUUCACGUUGGACAAGUCUGUCAAACGUCCGACCACCGCUCCUCGCUGCCCGCCGCCGUCCAUGGUCGAUCAUCUCCUGAGAACCAUUGUCGACAAUUUUCGGCACGGGAACGUCGUCAAGAUCACCCUCAUCGGCUGCGAGGACUGGCCACGAGGUUGGUGCGGCCAGGUGAAACCGACCGAAACCAUUCGUGCCUACUGCACGCGGAUGUUCACCAACUUCUUGCAGGAGGCUCGGUUCCACCACUUUGCUAGUCUUAGUUGGGACGCCCACGAGCUGCUCCGCUUCAUAACGAUGGCUGAAUACCAGCGGUACUGGAACAGGCGGCAAGCGACCUUUGGUGCCCUCACGAAGGACUUCUACCGCGAGUAA
Molecule: messenger RNA, 2289 nt
Organism: Cutaneotrichosporon cavernicola
Lineage: Eukaryota; Fungi; Basidiomycota; Tremellomycetes; Trichosporonales; Trichosporonaceae
Exons: 1
Coding region: 1-2289 (762 amino acids)
Source: RefSeq, a predicted model, not a curated record